AUGACAAUGGCUGCUUCUGCACAGGACAACAUGGUGUCGUUGGACGCCCCCAACACAAAACUUCCCUACUACGACUUACUGUCCCGCACACAUGGCAACCUGUCCCGUCCAGGAGCCGACUUUCAUUAUGCCACUAUGCCGUUGACAGCCCUCCCUGCUGACCGCGAAUCAACCCUCAAGGCUUUUGCUUCCUUUGUCAGCGCCGUUACAGAGCUUCCCCAGGUUGCUUUUGUCGCCAAAUAUACUUCAGAGACUGGUGAAGCUGAGACACGGCUGGCCAUUGCUUCCACCGCUGCUGCUGACAAGCCACACUCUUACUCUUCCAGCGCCACGCAGAUCUCGCUUGUUCAAACUGGUGCCAUUGAUGGUGAAGAGUUUGAUUUUGAGAUUCAAUUGGACAGCAAAGACGAGACCCAGACACAGCCUCGCCGUCCCUUUGUCGUCUCUAUCUCGCCAUCUGCAGACGCCACAUCAUCCUCCGACCUGAAGCUCUCGUUUGAUGCAGCUCACGGCCCACAAGUAUCUGCUUCUCACCUGGCUAGCCUCGCUGCAGCCUACCUCACCUCCCAGCAGAAUACCCCGGUUACUCAGGCUGCUGCUCUCAACUAUCCUCCCGCACAAGCCACUGCUCCUCUCCUCAAGGUUGACGUCUCUGCCGAUGCUGCCAACCAAGCACAAAACCCUGCAUUGCUCCAUGGUGCAUUUGAGCGCCGUGUUGCCCAGACACCCGAUGCUGUGGCUGUCGAGUACGUCGAGGACAAACUUGAGAAUGUGCAAAAGCUCACUUACAAGGAGCUCAACCAAAAGGCAGAGGACCUCGCCACAGAGUUGUCCACAGCUCAAAGGCACCUCGCACAAUGGAAGCCCACGUUGAACAGCCAACGCGCAGUUCCCCUCUUCAUCCCAGGAUCCCCCGCCUUUUACGCUGGUGUCAUGGGUAUUAUGAAGGCCGGAAUGGCCUUUUGCCCUCUUCCUCUCGAUGCCCCUCCUCAGCGGCUUGUUGAUAUCUUGGAGGACGUUCAAGCUACAGUGGUUCUCGGCUUAGGUCCCGAGCCCUUCGCUGGCGUUGAUAUGAGCAGUCUUCCUGACGCUGGCAAGGAGAUUAUUAAGAAUGUUGUCUGGCUUGACAUGAACAACAUCUCAGCAUGGAGAAGCGUCGAUGCUUCUAUUCAGCCUGUCGCUGACAGAACCUCUCCUACUCCAGACCACUUGGCUUACAUUCUCUACACAUCUGGUUCUACUGGAAAGCCCAAGGGUGUCAUGAUUGGCCAUCGCAUGGUCACUACAUCCAUCUCUGUUCACGCUGAGGUCUUUGAGCCCUUCCCCUCUGGCCCUGAGCUGCGCUGGCUGCAGUUUGGCAUGCCCACCUUUGAUCUCACCAUGGUGGAAAUCUUCCUGACCAUGAGCUACGGCGGCACGCUCUGCGUUGGCAACCGCCGCCUAAUGCUCUCUGACGUAGAGGCAGCUCUCAACUUCUUCCAGGCCACUGCUGUUACUUGCGUGCCCACCAUGGCUACGCUGGUCCGUCCCAACAAUGUGCCUACGCUGCGCAACAUGGUCUGCGGUGGUGAAAUUGUCACCAAGUAUGCCAUUGACAACUUCUCAUAUGAUGCUACUGUAUGUAACCCGGCCAAGAGACUCAUCAACGUCUACGGCCCUACUGAAGCCACCAUCAACAACACCGCCGAGGUCACCCGAGUUGGUAACCGCGGAUCUAUUGCUGGCGGUGCACUCUCGUGCUGCUCCAUCAUUAUUGCCGACGAGCACAAGACAGACGAAUUGGUCCCCAUGCCCAUGGGCCUGGCCGGCGAGAUCAUCUUGGCCGGUGAUCUUGUUGGCUACGGCUACCUCAACCGCCCCGAAGAGUCUGCCCGCGCAUUCACGUCUGGUCUCGGCUUCGACCGCGCCUACCGCACUGGUGACAAGGGCCGCAUUGUCUGGACACCCGACGGCACCCCCAAGCUCGAAGUACUCGGCCGCCUCAGCAUGGAGCAAGUCAAGCUCAACGCCCGCCGAGUCGAGCUUGGUGAGAUUGAGUCCACAAUCGUCGAGCUACCUGAGGUCCGCGAGAUCGCCACUGUCGUUCUGGAUGGCAGCUUCCUUGUCGCCUACGUCGCGCUCAACGGUGAUAAUGCCAAUUCCAAGGACUACCAGGACAGCGUUAUUGCCAAAUGCCGCGCCGCAGCCGAACAGGGUCUCCCGGACUGGAUGCGCCCUGUCGACUACGCCGUUGUUCCAGCCAUCCCGCGCAUCACGAGCGGCAAGACGGACCGCAAGACGCUCCAAGCACAAGCCUUGAAGCAGUUUGGUGCCGCUUCUCUCGAGGAAGCCCGUCCAUCCCGCGAUGACCUCCCUCCCCUCGACUUUACAAGCGAGGACAACAUCACAGCCUACAUCAAGUUUGCUCUCGAGUCCGUUCUACCAAAGGAUGCCCUCGCCGACGUCUCAGCCACACUCAAGUCAUGCGGCCUCGACAGUCUACGAACCAUGAAGUUCCUCCAAGAAGCCCGCAAGCUCGGCAUCGAGGACGUCGGCAUGGACACCGUCUACGCCAGCAGCACCCUCGGCGACCUCGUCACCAACACCAUGGCCGAGCACAAGCGCCGAGCCGCCAUGACGCCCAUGGACAUUGACGACGACGAGGAGCUUCCCGAGCUCGAAGACGAAGAGCAGAUCCUCGAGUUCUCGCUCUCCGCCAAGCUCAAGCACUUUGAAGUCACCUGCCGCCCUACCUGCGUCAAGACACUCAACAUCCCGUCCGAGGAAAUCGCCCAUGUCUGGCCCGCCACCGGCCUACAGACCCGCGGCCUCGCCUGUCUCGCAGAGUCCGAAGCCUUUGGUGUCUGCAAGGCCUGGGUCGAGCACUACCCGUACAACGUACCCGACACGCUCGACAUGGACCGUCUCGAGAUGGCCAUCAAGACCGCCAUGGAGGGCUACGACGCCUUCCGUACCAUGUGGGUGGAAGUCGAGCAUCCUCUGUCGGCCUUUGCCCAGGCCAUCCUCACCAAGGACUCGCCGUCUGCCGCACACCCCAUUAUCAAGAUCACAGUGCCCUCGUUCAGCACCGACCCCAACAGCCUCUGGAACCAGACACUCAUCCACGCCCAGCGCGCCGCCGAAGAUACAUUCGGCCUUGGCUCCCUCUGCGCCGUCACCACCAUCAUCCAGUCUGCCGACAAGAAGCACAACCUCAUCGUCUUCUCCAUGUACCACGUCAUCUACGACGGCCUGAGUCUGCGGCGCCUGGCCACCGACAUCUCGCGCAUCUACGAGGGCAAGCCCGUCCCCGGCGAGGCCACAUCCGGCAUGCUCGCCCCCGUCAUGAGCCACUUCAGCGCCGACAUGCUCGCCAUCAGCUUGCACUGGACCAUGAAACUCGCCGGUAUCCCGCCCUUCAAAGCCGGUGCCCGUGUCAUUGACUCCAGCGCCGCCCAUGCGCCCUUCUUCUCUCUUGGUGUCGGCACCCGGUCUGCCAACCAGUCGCUCCUUUCCCGUGUCACAUAUGACGAUCUCUUCACCAAGUCCCAGGACCUGCAGCUGCCAUCGCCCAUGGCCAUUGUGCAGGCUGCUUGGUCUAUGGCUCUCGGUCGCACAAUCCCCGACCGCAGCGGCGACGUAGAUGUCCAGUUUGCCGGCCUCUUCCACGGCAGACAGACCCCCGAGGCCCUCGAGGUCUUUGCACUCAUGCUUCACUCGUGCCCUACACGUGUAACAUUCUUGAAAUCGCAGCCACGCACGCACCGCGAUCUCUGCAACGACACGUACAACCAGUACGUUGAGAACUUGCCGUUUAUGGAGGUUCCCUGCCCCAAUGUCCAGUACGCGCGUGCCACUCGCCGCUUCGACAGCAGCUUAGUCCUCCAGGUAUUCCCAGAGACGAGCAACAAUGUGCCCACAGAGGGAUUCCCGCUCUUUGAUCGUGUCGUCGAUGCCGUGGACCCUUGGCAGGAGACGAAUGGUGGCAACCCGCUGAUGAUGGAGGUUGUUCCUUCGGGCGAAAAGGGCUCUGAUAGCAUGUGUAUCCGUCUAGGUUACAGUGAGUGCUGGCCUGGAUACGACUUUAUGACGCAGGAAUGGGUGCGUGGUGUGGUGUUUGCCUUUGACGAGGCGUUGUACGGCAUUCUCAACAACCCUGAUGCUGUAUUUGAUGUUACUCAGUAG
[Torrubiella] hemipterigena is the source of this 4164-nucleotide messenger RNA. NCBI's taxonomy places the organism in Eukaryota, Fungi, Ascomycota, Sordariomycetes, Hypocreales, Clavicipitaceae. The record is from the annotation of a GenBank genome assembly.